AUGGAGCGUAAUGGAGUUGAGAGCUCAAAUAAUUUUCACAUAGCCAUGUUCCCAUUCUUUUUAAUAGGACACAUGAUUCCUUUCCUCCACCUCUCUAAUGAGCUGGCUAUUAGAGGCCAUAGAAUCUCUUUCUUAACGCCCAAAAAAGCUCAAAUUCAGCUACAACAUCUUAAUCUUCACCCAGACCUAAUCACAUUUUGUCCCAUCACUGUCCCUCACGUUGAAGGCCUCUAUGAGGGCAUUGAGUUUGCCUCUGAGGUCCCGACAACUUUGAUCCAUUUGUUCUAUGUUGAUGUGGAUCAAAACUGUAAGCAAAUCCAAGAAAUCCUAAAAGCCAGUGUCCUCGACCAUAAGAUCGACAUGAUUUUCUACUACUUUGUUCAUUGGGUACCAGAAUUCACAUGGAAACUUGGGGUUGGGAUCAAAUCUAUUUACUACAUCACUACAGCUGCAGCUGUGCAUGCAUUCUCUAUUGUGCCGGCACGAAAUUACAGCCCUAGCCUUACUGGUACUAUCAUCAAGGAGCAACUACGCGACCUACCUUCUGGAUACCAAUCACAACAUGUGGUGCUGCUUCCUGGUUGUGAAAUUCACUCCAUGUUAGUGUUAUGGAAGCCGUUUGGAUUAGGUGGGCUCAUACUUUACUAG
Molecule: messenger RNA, 648 nt
Organism: Prunus armeniaca (apricot)
Lineage: Eukaryota; Viridiplantae; Streptophyta; Magnoliopsida; Rosales; Rosaceae
Source: the annotation of a GenBank genome assembly